Messenger RNA from Trichoderma breve, 4245 nucleotides. RefSeq names its product ABC transporter domain-containing protein. The record is from RefSeq and is a predicted model, not a curated record. Gene Ontology annotation, molecular function: ATP binding; ATP hydrolysis activity; ABC-type transporter activity. Gene Ontology annotation, biological process: transmembrane transport. The transcript is spliced from 6 exons. Lineage: Eukaryota; Fungi; Ascomycota; Sordariomycetes; Hypocreales; Hypocreaceae. The coding region runs from base 1 to 4245 and encodes 1414 amino acids. Gene Ontology annotation, cellular component: membrane.
AUGAGUGUCUCUGCGUGCGCAAAUGACGACGCCUUUGGGCCAGCCGUCGAAGGCUGUAGAGGCAACUUCGAUUUUACCGUCGCCUUUGAGAAAAUCAUCCUCUCCAUCCUGCCCAGCGCCUGCCUCGUGAUACUCGCAGCGCUUCGGCUAGUCAGCCUGUCACGACAACCACACACAACAGCCAACAUCCUCCUCCGUAAUGUCAAAGUGGUCUUGCUUUCUGGCUUUUCCGCCACUCAGAUCGCAGUCCUGGUAGUUCUAGCCAAGCACCCCGAAACUGCUGCCCACUCCCUCUCACUAGGGGCAGCCGCCAUCACACUGCUUGCUUCAAUCCUUGCGAUUGGGCUGUCUUACCUCGAACAUUCUCGCUCGUUAAAGCCUUCUAUUCUUUUGGAGUCGUUUCUGUUUUCCACACUGCUCUUCGACAUUGUACAAGUCCGCACAAUCUGGCUCUCUCAACAGAGAACUCUUGCCAUUGUCUUCACCGUUGCCGUCGCCAUCAAAACCGUCAACUUUUGUUUAGAGGCCACCCCAAAAUCGCAAUUGAAGAACAGCCAGGAACGCAAAUGCAGCCCAGAAAUCACAAGCGGAAUUUUCAGUAUCGGCGUCUUCUCAUGGCUCAACUCGCUACUCUUCCGUGGAUACCGCGGAACAAUCGCUACCGACGACCUUUACCCUCUCGAUGCAACCUUGAAAGCAAGACGACUUCACGAUAAGCUCACAUCCACACGUCAAUUACAAGAUGCGACCGAUGAACAGAUACUAGAGUCAAUUCCUCUCAAGAAACUCUGCUGGGCACUACUGGGGCCCUUUCUGUAUCCAAUUCCAGCCCGUUUGCUUCUGCUCGCACUGAAGCUCUGCCAGCCAUUCUUCAUUGACGGCAUGUUGGAGUUUUUGGGAACCCCUGAAGAACUGCGCGACAAAAACCAUGGGUAUGGCCUCAUUGCGGCUUCUAUACUCAUCUAUGCAGGCAUUGCCAUCUCCUCUGGAACUACGGAGAUUAGCUUAGCAGCUGGCAAGGCAGAUACGGCCAUCACCCUCAUGAGCACUGAUCUUGAUCGUGUAGCCAUUGGUUGCUUUCUCCUGCAACGUCAAGUUGGAGUUUCAUUCGUCUCUCCCAUUGCCGUCAUCGCCGUAUGCUGCGUAUUGACGACGGCAUUAGGCAAACCCAUUAAUAAACGUCUGGGGUCUUGGAUGGGGCAGAUUGAGCAGCGUGUUAGCGCGACUGCCACAACAGUUGCGAAGAUGAAGUCGUAUAAGAUCUCAGGUCUUGCCGAGGUCAUGGGCUCCAUUAUUCAAAGCCUUCGAGAAAAGGAGAUCCGUAUUGGUCUACGGUUUCGCUGGCUUAUCAUCUGCACCAUUACGCUUGGCGCUGUGCCUUCAGCCUUCUCCCCACUCAUCACUUUCGCUGUCACUUCUACCUCCAGAUUAAACGUGUCAACCAUCUUCACCUCCUACUCGUACAUCGUUCUCAUCACGCUCCCGUUCACAAUCAUUUUUAACAAUGUUCCAAUUGUCAUUGCGGCUUUUACCUGCAUUGGGCGCAUUCGAAGCUUUCUUGUUUCAGAUCCAAGGGUUGAUUUUCGAUCGUGGGCGUCUGAAGCUGGCGAGGGAGAAAAGGAAAGCGGCUUGGCUUUCAAAGUUGAAGAUGGAACUUUUGGAUGGACGGCCGACAAAUCAGUUUUGACCAACAUGAGCUGCGAGAUUCCGCUGAAAGCUUUGACCAUUAUCAUCGGCCCCAUUGCUUCAGGCAAAUCGACGUUGUGCAAGGUUCUGCUCGGCGAGAUUCCCAUUCAUUCUGGUAAAGUCUCUGUUUUUCUACCCCGCGGCAGCAGCAUCGGCUACUGCCAACAAGAGCCCUUUCUCUACAACGAUACUCUUAAGCACAACAUCGUUGGUCGUUCCGACUUCAACCAGAAGAAAUAUGACGAAAUCAUUGCAGCGACACUCCUAGACGUUGACAUUCGCGCUCUUGAGCGUGGUAGCGACACAAUGAUGGGAAGCAGCGGCUCCACCUUGAGUGGAGGUCAGAAGCAACGUGUGGCCAUUGCCAGAGCGCUCUACUCCGAGGCUAAGACUCUCAUCUUUGAUGAUGUAAUGAGUGGGCUGGAUGCAAGCACAGCUUCGAAGCUGUUUCAGCGUGUCUUUGCACCCGGCGGCUUCGUGAGAAGAAACGGCAUUACCGCAGUGCUCUGUACCCAUGCUGUCGGCCAUCUGCCUGCAGCGGACCAUGUUAUUGUCCUUGGAGCCGACGGUGCCAAGGCUGACCAAGGGCAUUUCGAGCAACUUGUUGAAAGUAACGAGUACGUUCAAAAACUUGAUAUCAAGACGACCGUCACAGAGGUCCAAGAGCCACUGGCGUUAGAGACAAGUGCUUCAGAGCUAAGCGUUCCAAAGCCAAAGUUGCUGGAAGAUUCCAUCGCCGAGUCACCAAGCUCAGACAAAGGAUCUCCAGGCAGCUCAACUCGUGGAAUGGGCGACUGGGCCGUCUCCAAUUUUGGUGUCAUCUGGUUGAACUAUUGGUCUCAAGAUUCCUUCGGCCAUGAGCGAGGUUUCUACAUUGGAAUAUAUGCACUGCUCCAGUCCAUGUUUCUUAUCUCGUGGAUUCUUAGCGCAAUUGAGAUCUUCAUCUCCAUGACCACGUGGGCUGGAGCUGCUUUGCACAAGGAAGCUUUGCAGACUGUCGUCACUGCUCCCCUGAGAUAUCUCACGACUACGGACGUUGGCGUCAUUACCAAUCACUUCUCCCAAGAUCUAACUUUGAUUGACGGGGAGCUGCUAUUUGCUUUCUUCUCUGUUGCCCUCACUUUGACAGAGUCUUUUGGGAUGAUGAUUGUCAUUGCAACGGCGGCCCCAUAUCUCGCCAUUGGAUUUCCCUUUUUAUUUGCGACAUUGUACGUCGUGCAGCGAUUCUACCUCAAGACUUCGAGGCAAAUGCGACUGCUCGACCUAGAAGCUAAAAGUCCUCUCUAUACUCAUUUUCUCGACACUACAAAAGGAAUUGCCACUGUUCGUGCCUUUGGAUGGACUCCAUACGACAUUGACCACAACGAUAAUCUGCUUGACAGUGCUCAACAGCCAGCUUAUUUGCUGGCUAUGAUUCAACAAUGGCUUCGCGUGGUUAUGCAGCUUAUUGUGGCUGGCUUGGCACUUCUGCUCGUCUCCCUAGCUACACAGCUUGAGUCCAACGUGGGCCUGGCGGGAACGAGCUUGGUUAGCCUGCUGUCAUUCGGCUCCUCACUUUCCGAGCUCGUGCAAAACUAUACAGACCUGGAAACCUGUAUCGGGGCUGUGAGUCGUUUGAAGACGUUCUCGGCCUCGGUCACCCCUGAGGAUAGGCUAUCUGACAACCUCGAGCCUCCUGAAUCCUGGCCAACUAGUGGAGCCGUUGAGUUGAAGCACGUGUCUGCUUCGUAUUCUUCAGACGACGCGGGCUCCAUCGCACCGUCCGAGUCAUCUCAACGCACUGUGGACUUGGUCCUGCAUGAUGUGAGCCUAAGCAUCCUGCCGGGACAAAAGGUUGCCGUAUGCGGUCGGACUGGAAGUGGCAAAUCCACGCUAAUGCUCCUGCUCCUUCGUCUCCUCGACCCACUCAACAAUACGUCGAUGACAUUAACGAUCGAUCAAGUACCUCUCUGCGAAGUGAAACGUGGUACACUUCGACAAAGAGUCAUAGCUUUGUCCCAGGAAGCCACUUUCUUACCUGAUGGAAACACCAUCAGGCAGAACAUUGACCCACGCUCCGAAGCCACCGACGCAGCAUGUCUGUCCGUCCUUGAUGUCGUCGGCCUUGCCAAGUUUGUCAGUGGCCGAGGGGGGCUAGAUGCUUCCAUGAAGGCCGAUGAUCUAAGCAUGGGUGAAAGGCAAUUAUUUUGUCUCGGGCGCGCCAUCUUACGGAAAAGGAUCAAAGAUCAGAAGACCGAGCAAGAAAAGGCUGGGGGCGUGUUACUGCUUGAUGAGGUGAGCAGUAGCGUCGAUCAUGACACCGAUCGUCGCCUUCAGGAGAUUAUCAAGGCUGAGUUUGAGAAUUAUACGGUGAUUGCGGUGUCGCAUCGCCUGCAAACAGUCGUGGACUACUCUGACCGUGUGUUCGUUCUGGAUGGGGGUAGACUGGUUGAAUCGGGCACUCCGCAAGCGUUGAUUGCGACUCCAGGGUCAUACUUCGGAGAAUUGUGGAAGAACGACGGUGUCAAAUCUUCCACGGACAAUACUGAGACAAAUUCGGCCACAGGAGUGGUGGAGUAA